UGUACAGCCAGAUAUCUUAUAUAGCCAGAUACUGACUGAGACUGUAAGAAGUGCGUACGUCGUUUCUAUUUUCCUUUCCUUACCCAAUAAAAUCGGCACAGUGAGAUGAACUACUAGUUGCAGUUGUUAUAUUUUUUAGAUUUUUUCAAAGAUUUGAAUGUUUCUCCGACCUCCUCCGCUCGCACUAGUUGUUCUAGUAGUGCGGAGAAGUAAUUGAACAAACAGAGGAAUUACUUAUCGAUUUUUUGAAUUUAAUGUCUGUGAUGCACAUGAAUGAGUAAGUCAAUCAAUAAACGAAUUAGUCAGUCAAUCCCUUUACUAGUUGUAUUGAUUUACUAUAAUAAGCGAUCUGAUACUAGUACUGAACUAGAACUUCCUGAACCUGAUCGAACUUCAACAUCUCUAAGAGCUCUAAUAUCUACAACUGAAACUGAAUCGGAGUGAAAAAUAAUGAUAAUAAUUUAUUUUGAAUAAGAAUAUCGAUUAUAUAUUAUGUUGUCUGCGUCUUUAUCUGCCUCACCAGGAGGAUUUUCUCCUUCUCGUGGCUCACCUGGGAUGAGCGCUGGAGGCGCAGGCGAGGUGCGUCCGAAGGCUCUGGUGUUGGGUAACGGUGUGAUGGGUCUCACGACCGCUUUUGAGUUGGCAAAACAGGGCUUUGAAGUCACCAUGGCUACGCAGCAGCCAGAUAUUUACACGUCCAAGAUUAAGGCUCGAUGCAAUUCAUUUCCAAGCAUCGUUCUCUGUGGUUUCUUCCUUGGGAUUCCGAAGAAAUGAAGGGAAGAAGUGAAUUGUUUUGAGCUCUAACAAGAUCUCCAGUGUGGCAGACACGGAUCGCAUUUCUUAUGAUCAGAAUCAGUCGCCCUCCUGUAUAAUUCCCGCGGUGAUUUACUCGCUGUAUCUACGUACUCCUUCUAUCCUUAUUUGCUCUUCAGGGCAAUUAUUCACUCGUUUUUUACUUCUAGAUGAUGAUGAUCUAGAUGAAGCUCAUACUUCUGAUGUCCACCGCGAGGUAGAGCUUGACUCGUCGAUCCUUGAUUCAAAACAAAGAGAGACAUUCUGACUCGUCUCAAUAAUAUGAUUUUGAUUUCUAGAAGUUCCUCUUGCACUUGCUCUACUUCUAAUACCAAGCUGUUAUGGAUUCCUGUGCGUCUGCGAUAGCAGGAGGAUGGUGGUACCCAUACCAGUGUGGGUCGACGCCACCGGACAAGGUCGCUCUGUGGGCGUUGUCUACUCUAGAACGGUACGUUGACCAACUCCAGUUCUUCGAAAACCAAUCUUAUGACCAAGCUUAUGACUAGCGCUGGGCCAGACAGUGCGGGGAGAUGAGACCCAAGGGGAGCCCUCCGAGAAGCUGACGGCACGCACCGCGCCCACGCGGUCCAUCGUGUGGCUCACAACCCUGGCCAUAACUGGACGGCGUCGGCUCAUCCGAUGAGUAGCAGCUGGGGCUGGGUGAGGCAUAAACACAAGGGGGGCCACCUGGGCAAGGCCUCAAGGUCAGGGGCUGGCUGCGUGGUGUCCAGAGGGGAACCCUCUGCACCCGAAGCGCCAGCAGGUCGCGGCCAGGCGGCCGCCCUCCCCAGGUCGGGGGGGUUCCUCUCUCUCUCUCUCUCUCACUAGCGAAGUAUUUAAUUGAGUAAGCCUGAAGAUUACAUGUUGGACGAUAUGAUUACAUCGAAGUGCAGAAAUUAUAGAUAGUACGUGCUGGACCAACUCCAGUUCGUCGAAAACCAGUCUUAUGACUUAUGACUUGCGCAGUUGUACCACCUCUCUUAUGACUUACUACGUCCUACAAGCUCCACCUCUAAGAAUUGAUCAUGAUGAACGAGUUGGAUAACACGAAGGUUGUGAAAGACGGAGCCGUUCUGGGACAGUGCGUAGAGGAAAUUCCUUCGCUGAUUGUGCGGUCUCGCGAGGCGGAUGGUCAAGAUCAUGACUCGUCGGAAGAGGACGAGAUGAACGUUACGGGUAGGUUCCUACAGGUGCUUUUCUUACCGCUUUUUAUGCCUCUCUCCCUUAGGGGGAGAAAGGCAAAAGAUGAAGUGGGGCACGCAUGGCGCGUCAGGCCUAUAUGCUUACCUUGCCACAGGUGAGCCAACUCCUAUCCUAUCCUAAAAACCUACCUCCUCUAAGAACGGUGGGCCAUCACAUCAAAAGAAGGCUUCCUCCAUGAUGUGGACGAAACAAAAGCAGUACCUGCACAAAUUCCGGAAGAACCUGACACGUGACGCUGCCGAGAGACUGCUUUUCGAGUACUUUCGAAAGAAAGGUGCCCGUUGGGAACGUAUUGAGGAGGACGCGCAGCAGCCCCUGUUCAAAGCAGGCAAGAUUUCGAAAAUGGAAAAACAAAAAAUGUACACUCUGGAUCAGCUGCGCGAACAGAAGAAGGCUAGAAUCGCUGAGAAGGAAGAGGAGCGCAAACGAAUCGAGGUUGAAGAAGAAGAGCAGCGAAAAGCCGAAGAGCAGGCAAAGCAAGAAGCUGCAGAUGGUGCUGUCGCUCCAGAUGUCGGACAAGGGGGCACUGCUAAAAAUGGUGUCGCAGGAGGAGCAUCAGCUCCGUCCGGUCGUGCGCUUCCUGCACUGCAAGGUGACAAUGAGGACGGGUCCAAAGUGCUGCCAUUGUCACGGCAGGACAAAAAAAAGCUCAAGCUGGUCAGUGACGCGUUUGCGCAGGCUAAGGCUGUGAAGGAAAAACGGCCUGGCGCACGAAAAGAAAAGAUGAAAGGAAUGAGCCCUGAGGAGAGGAGCGCCUUCUUGCAGAACGAGGGACGAGGCAACCUGCACGACCUAGUAGCUGCGCACGAACAGUUCUGCCCUGAGCUUCCGACGGGCUUCUUCAACGCUGAUUUCUUCGUGUCCGUAGUGGUAGACACGCCCUUGUACCUGUACAACCUAGAGAAGAUUCUGAAGAAGUUGCAAGUGAAAAUCUUCCAUGACUGCAAACUCCAGAACGCAAACGAAGUGCUGGAAGUCCUUGAAAAAGGCCCACGAGUGUUGAAGGAGCGGCAGAAAUAUCAGCGUGGCUCGCAAAAAGAGGGCUACGGCGCGGGAAGCGGCUCUCUUCUCGAACGAAUACCUGGCGUCGACGACGAUGUUGAUGACAAAGUGGACUUAAACAUCAAAAAUGGCGCUUCGUCGACGAAACGCGCACACCAUUUUGAUUGUGUGGUGAAUUGCUUGGGCCUUUUCGGAGCAGAAGUGAAAGAGCUCCUUGACUUAAGGCUUCCCGUAAUCGUCCAUCUUGAGAGAUAUUAAUUAUCCUGAAAGCGAUUUUAUCCAUUCAUAGGAGAAAAGGCCCUCAUCUCCAGAAUGUACCAUCUCAAUAAUCAUCUCAAUAAUCAUCCAUUAUUGCUACUUAUAUAAUCUCUAAUUCUUGCCGAGGAUGUAGACCCUAUAUGCAGUAGGAAAGAGCCAGUCGUGCGCAAAGAAAACGCGUCGCAGCGGUGGCAGCGGAUGCUGGACGAUCAGAUGCGACGCAUCGCGAAGGAAAGUGAAAGCGGCCAACCGCGAAGCGGACCACGAGUGCUCCUACCACCUUCCAUGAUUAAGGCGCUCGAUACCACGGAUAGAUACAAUACAUAGCGAUUGCUUCGUUAUCAUACAAUACAUACUUGAGUGUGGCAUCCGGUUGGCGCACCGACUUUCGCGCGGACCUGUAAACUAAGUAUGCCCUAUACUAGGGAAUACAGGGCUAGCAGACUGAGUUGAAAUUGCUUCGUUAUCAUUUCGAUCUUAGGUCUAAGAAUUAUACCUCCGUACUAGAGUCUUUCUAAUAUGACGUAUGAUGACAUGGUCGGAGACGAUGAGGACCGGGUCGACGCUUUGAAAGCCGAAGUUGUGCCUUCUUAUGGCGGCAUCUCCUUGUACCCGCGGCCGCACGGCGUGAAAGUUGAGGGGCGGCGCCGAUUUCCGCCGUAUGCCUGUGUGAAGAUCUCGGCGCACGACGGGAUGGUAGCCAGAAAGCACAUGUUGACGGAACUCUUUCCGGGCUACGUCAUUCCUAGGGGAGAUUUCGUCGUGUGCGGAGGCUCUUGUGUGCAGAAAGGACGCUCCCCUGACGAGGACGCAAAGAUUGAGCCGUUUUUUUAUAAGAAAUUGGGUCUCGGAAUCAUGAAGAAAUUGAAGGGGAAAAAGAACACAGGUGCUGCAGUUCUCUCGCUGGCUGAAUCCGAGCAAGUGCGACUCGCGCAAGUAGCAGAAAACUUUCUACCCGAAGCGCUUGGCGGCCGGGGCCUGGACGAAAAAAUGCCCAAGGAAAAGUCUGAAGUACAAAUAGAUUGUUGUAACUGACAACUCAUCAACAUGAAGAUCUGGAUAGUUUGUCUACUGUAAGUUUCUCUACUGUACAUCAACACAUUCAUUCAGAUGCAUGAAGAUUUACUUGUGGGUGUGGUCCUCACAGAAUCAGAUGAUAUGUCCCAUGAUUCAAAAUCAAAUUCACACUCAGUUGUAUUACAGUCCAAAAUUCUUUCCUUCAACAAUACAGCCUUUAUUCCACAAGAUCGGAUUGCGACCCGUCCGAGAGGCAGGCGUAAAAUGCGAUGUGGACGAUUUUAUGUGUGCGCGACUGGACACCGUUUGGGCUGAUAACUACGGACAUGGCGGAGCGGGGUGGACCAUGUUUAAGACUGAAGGGUUAGAAGUUGCACAAGAAUAGGAUGAAUUGAUUGAUUUGGAAAUCAAUAUUUCUCACGGGAUGGUGAUAGACUAGUCAUCUCUCAAUCCAUACAUAUCUCUCAUCUUGUUGAAUCUGUAUCUGAAUCAAUUUUUCAAGUAGAACUCGUUCGUAUCGGUCUCUUUUGUACUUUUGUACUAGUUGUAUAUUAAUAUAAGUAUAUCCUUACUAGGUUCUUGUACCAGCGCACGGCUCGUCACAUCUAGAUGCAGCAGUGUUGUACACGAUUCGUCACAUCUAGAUGCAGCAGUGUUGUACACGACUCGUCACAUCUAGUUGCAACAGAGUUGUACUAUCCUUUUCAGCCUCUAACCUCUGCUGGGGAUGUGCAGAGGAGCUGGCCGCUGCUGUCUACAAGACGGUCAUGACUCGGAAAAAGCAAAAUAAGGUAACUGGAUCAGCUGAUCUUCUGGACGCACAGAGGGGAUCUACUUCUUCAGCUGCCGUGAAUGGUGGAAGCGGAUCUCCGAUCAUAAUAUCCUCGGAGAGACCAGCUGCAACAGCGUCAAACCGUAACCGACAAGGAAUAAGCAAGCUCAAUCUGGCGAAACUAGGGUAAGUUGGCGGAACUUCUAGUAUAGGUAAAAUGUCGGCGUCCAACGGUGUAAUAUAGCCGUGCUGUAACCGAAGAACCAAGUUCGUCGAACUCUCAUAAAGAACCAAGUUCGCCGCUGGUUAAAACUACUACAAACAAGACUCGUGUUGCUGUGGUGAAUGCAGAGAGACGAUGACGAUGCAAAUAAUACCUUCUCAACGAACACAAAUAUUUUUAGUCCACGACCUGACGGACUUGUC
Molecule: messenger RNA, 5470 nt
Organism: Amoebophrya sp. A25
Lineage: Eukaryota; Dinophyceae; Syndiniales; Amoebophryaceae
Source: the annotation of a GenBank genome assembly